Molecule: messenger RNA, 321 nt
Organism: Mesocestoides corti
Lineage: Eukaryota; Metazoa; Platyhelminthes; Cestoda; Cyclophyllidea; Mesocestoididae
Source: the annotation of a GenBank genome assembly
AUGUCUGCCCUCACCUACCUUCUGUGUCUAGCUGUCGCAGCCAAGUCUAUGAGGGUGGAGUGGCUGGAUAAAAUGAUGCUGGUUAAUUUGCUGUACGAGGUCUACAGGAACGACUCCUUCACGGCGUUUCAGAAGUAUCCCCUGGAGAUAUUCAGUCCCCUCUCUGGACCGUAUUAUCGACGAUUGGACCAGCUCACCGACGCCGCGGCACUCCACAUGGCGGCAAACGGUUUUCCCUCUGGCCAGCCAGUCAAAUCCACUUUCCCGAUCUACCCGCCAUUGAGGAAAGGCCAAUCCUUCAUUUACAAUGUGAGUUUUUGA